Molecule: messenger RNA, 1636 nt
Organism: Canis lupus familiaris (dog)
Lineage: Eukaryota; Metazoa; Chordata; Mammalia; Carnivora; Canidae
Gene: TEX12
Product: testis expressed 12
Exons: 5
Coding region: 754-1125 (123 amino acids)
Biological process (GO): synaptonemal complex assembly
Cellular component (GO): central element
Source: RefSeq, a predicted model, not a curated record
AGCGGGGGGAAGAAAAAAAGGUAGGUGACAUGGCCCCAGGGGCCCACUAGGCGUUGAGGAGAAAGAGAAGAUGAGGAGAAAAAAAAAAAAGUUGCGUAAGGUGCAGGGUCAUUGCUUGGUAAAGUCUAGGUCACCGGAGCAUUGGCGUGCGGAGCCGAGGUCGGCGUCUGCGAGUGGGGUGUGUCACGGGAGGAGUCCCACCCAGCCUCGUGACCCGGCGGACUCGGCAGGGCGGGUGGGGGAGGGCGGCUAAGUGGAUGACAGAAAAAAAAACAAAAAACAAAACAAAACAAAAAAACAAACAGAUUAAUUUUUGCAGAAACAGAAUUACCUAACUGUGGAAGUUUUCAUUUGCUGUCCACACGCGUUCUGCUACCCUGAGGGGGAGAGAAGAGGUGUAGAAGGAAAAAGGGAAGAGAAAAAGGGGAAGGGAGAGGAAGAGAAGGGCUCUGGUGGUGGCUUCUCUUUUGGAACUUCCCAAGGCAGAGCGAGCCCUCCGGGGCACGUGUGGUGUUUUCCUGCUGCUGUGGUGGUGGACCCUGUGGAGCACAGGACGGAAUUCAUGAUCAUCAUCAGUGUUUUAGUAUUGUUCGUUGUUGCUGUCUUUCUGUCUCAUUUAUACGAAUAUGAUGUGUGACCAACCAAACAGAUUCAUUACAAUUUUUCAGGUCACCAUAGUUUCUACAAGAAAAGAAAAAAAGAAAAAAAAAAAAGAAGAAGAAGAAGAAGAAAGAAAACUCUUGCCUCCAGAAUAUGAUGGCAAGUCACAUCGUAAAACCUGAUACUAGAAAUUGCAAGAGACCAAGAGAGCUGGAGCCUCAAAUGCCAGAUAGUCCACAACUGUCUUCUCUUGGAAAAUCAGAUUCCUCUUUCUCUGAAAGCUCUGGACUGUUUUAUAAAGAUGAAUCCCUGGAGAAAGAUUUGAAUGAUAUGAGCAAGGAAAUUAAUCUAAUGUUGUCUACAUAUGCAAAGAUCUUAAGUGAGAGAGCAGCAGUAGAUGCAUCUUAUAUUGACGAGAUAGAUGGACUCUUCAAAGAAGCCAAUACUAUUGAAAACUUUCUAAUACAAAAAAGAGAGCUCCUGAGACAGAGGUUUACAGUGAUUGCAAACACAUUGCACAGAUAAAAUUGUGUACUUAACAUAAGCUGAGAAUUUAAGCCCAUUAUUGUACUAAAAGAAUGACAUUAAUGCUCUGAAAGCUCUCUAGUUACUAAAGAAAAUGUGUACCUUAAAUGUAGAAGGGGAAAUUCCUUGCAUUUCUUUUCUAGAUUUAAAAGAGGCUUUAAACUGGACAUUAAUAUGAAGUAUGUAGCUUUCUUUUUUUUGAGGGUUGAAUAUUUGGCAUAUUUCAUAGAAAUAUAAAUUAUUUAAGUUCUCUGUAGAUUUUUUUUUUAAACCUCCUAGCCUUUCUUAAAAUUCUAAAAGAGAACUCAGUGAGUUAAUUUGAUAAUGUUUAACAAUAAUGCACUUCUUCUUUUAGAAUACUCUGUCUAAAUAGCAGAUAGAUAGCUAUGGAGAUAGUUUUUUAUUGGAGAUAGUUUUAAAUGGUUUUCAUGGUCAGUAUUAUUAAAAAAAAACUAAAACCUCAAGGUAAUUUGUCCAGUUUCACAAUAUGUAAUAAAAUAUGACUCAACUA